Messenger RNA from Rubroshorea leprosula, 342 nucleotides. The record is from the annotation of a GenBank genome assembly. Lineage: Eukaryota; Viridiplantae; Streptophyta; Magnoliopsida; Malvales; Dipterocarpaceae.
GAUUGUCCAUUGCCCUAGAGAGAGAAAGGAGAAAAAAUUUUAAAGUAGAAUUGGUUGAGAUUGCAAUCGGUUCGAAUCUGUUUUCGAUCUCAGUGAUCGGUGGGUUGAACUAUGGCUUUGAUUGAUGUUACCAAGUGUUGCCUCGAUUCAAUUACCCAAGGGUUCAAUCGCAAAUUUUCCCCUUUCGAAGAGGGAGAAGCCAUUUUAUCAUCUCUGUGAAGAGAUCCAAAAACCCAUCUCCAGGAUUUCCCAACUAGCAGAUGCAUUUCAUCUCCAGGGUUCCUUCAAAGAUUGGAUAUUUCUGACCAACUACUCUACUGGGACUGCUGCAUUUUUGAUAAU